Messenger RNA from Fusarium coffeatum, 1317 nucleotides. RefSeq lists its product as uncharacterized. Gene Ontology annotation, biological process: amino acid metabolic process; biosynthetic process. Gene Ontology annotation, molecular function: pyridoxal phosphate binding; transaminase activity. The transcript is spliced from 6 exons. The coding region runs from base 1 to 1317 and encodes 438 amino acids. NCBI's taxonomy places the organism in Eukaryota, Fungi, Ascomycota, Sordariomycetes, Hypocreales, Nectriaceae. The record is from RefSeq and is a predicted model, not a curated record.
AUGGCAACUCCAAGUUCGAAUCUCUCCACCAGAGGCCAGGUCUUCGCCUCGCCAGAGUAUAGGAUGCCUCUGCUAGAUAUCCUCUGUGACUCGUGGCACCCCGAGACGAACCCAGAUGGAUAUACGCUGAUGCACGAAGAAUUGAUGCAGCAUAUGACGGACAAUUUCAGCAUAAAUAGCCACUCUCUCACUUGCGGAGAUGGCUUCUCCGGCUCUCACCGUCUACGAAACGUUCUCGCUAGAUUCAUCAACCAGAACUUCAUUCCUCACGAAGCUGUGACAAAAGACCAACUAAUCGUCACUUCAGGCGUGGGUCAGGCGAUCGAGCUUAGUGGCUUCUCGCUCUGUGAUAAGGGCGAUGGUGUCUUACUUGGAAAGCCGUAUUACGGGAAUUUUCCUAUUGACUUUGGCUAUCGAGCUGAGGCGAAGAUUGUUAGUGUAUCUUUCGGGGAGGUUGACCCUUUCAGUCUUGAGACUGUGAAUAUAUACGAAAAGGCUCUGCUCGAGGCCCAACAAAAGGGAGUACGUGUUAAGGUGUUCCUCCUGUGCAACCCACACAAUCCUCUAGGUCGUUGCUAUACACCCGAGGUCAUAAAAGCCUACAUGAAACUCUGCCAAAAGCAUAACCUCCAUCUUCUCUGCGACGAAAUCUACGCUCUAUCAGUCUGGAAGAACCCCGCCGUUCCUAAUGCACCUGAGUUCACUUCAGCGCUUUCUAUUGAUACGGAGGGCUUGAUUGAUAAAAGUCUCGUACACUGCAUGUGGGGAAUGAGCAAGGACUUUGGCGCAAACGGUAUUCGAGUCGGUUGUUUGAUCACCCGUAAUGAAGACUUUAUGCGCGCUUGUGUCGCAAACUCAGAGUUCUCAGGUCCCUCGUCCCUCUCCGACCUAGCAGCCUCAAGCACCCUAUCCGACGAAAUCUUUCUAAAAGGUUACAUGGAAACAAACAGACAACGCCUAGCGGCGAACUACCAACUGGCCACUAAGUUCCUGAGAAAGCACAAUAUUCCAUACAAAGAAGGUUCCAAUGCUGGAUUAUUUGUUUGGGCUGAUCUGUUUGCACCUAAUCAAGCAUCAAUAGACUCUCUGGUUAACAAAGAAGAGGAGGGUCUCAAGAGAAUGGAAGCAAAGAUGACGGAUGUUUUGCUGAAGAACAAGAUCUUUGUUGCGGCUGGGAAUGACUUUGGUACUGAUGUUUCUGGCUGGUUCCGUGUUGUAUUUGCUCAUCGGCAGGAUUAUCUACUUGAGGGGCUUGAACGAAUGAAUCGGGCUAUUCAGAUGUUUGGUGUCGAGCUAAUGGAAGAAACAUCUGCUUGA